Marmota monax (woodchuck) is the source of this 4497-nucleotide messenger RNA. RefSeq names its product zinc finger protein 276 (gene Znf276). NCBI's taxonomy places the organism in Eukaryota, Metazoa, Chordata, Mammalia, Rodentia, Sciuridae. Bases 722 to 2317 code for a protein of 531 amino acids. The transcript has 11 exons. Gene Ontology annotation, molecular function: DNA-binding transcription factor activity, RNA polymerase II-specific; RNA polymerase II cis-regulatory region sequence-specific DNA binding; zinc ion binding. The record is from RefSeq and is a predicted model, not a curated record. Gene Ontology annotation, cellular component: chromosome; nucleus; kinetochore. Gene Ontology annotation, biological process: regulation of transcription by RNA polymerase II.
CCCCCUCCCGCCCCGCUUAGUAAGCCUUCGCCCCGCCGGUGGAGGGAGCCGGGCGCCGGGGCGCGGGGGGCGGGUCCUGUCAGUGGUCUGGGGCGGGCCCUCUCCCCGUCUGCACCAGGAGAUUGGUGGAGGCAGCCUCCUCGCGGGGUUGCCGAGAGCGCUUAAGAGCUACAACCCGCGCCUCCACGUCUGCGGCCGAUCGGCCCCUCGGCCGCCCGAGGUGAGGGCGGGAGGACCAGCGCGCCUCCCCGUCGCGGACUUGUCACGAGUUCUAGGCGACUUUCGUCCCUGAGGCCAGACCCGCGGGCGGCCGCGGCGGGCAGUGUGGCCCUCGGCCUGAUAGGACGCGUUCCCUGCCUCGCCGGUGUCGGGUCCGGUGACGCCCAACGGCUGGGUCGAGCUGAAUUCUGCACGCAGACAAGUGGGGCGGAGCGGAAUCGCGCGGAACCGAGCGGAACCGAGCGCGUAAGUUCUAGCGGGGCCGAGCGGAACUUUGCAAGCAGAGUGAGGGCGAACCCCGCCGAGCCGAGCCGAGCCGCGCAGAACGAGGGGGUCGAGCCGAGCGGGGCCGAGCGGGCCGUCUGUCGAGCCGAGAGGGCCCGAGCGGAGCCGAGCAGGCCCGAGAGGGGUCGAGCGGAGCCGAGCGAGCACAGUCGAGCUGAGCCGAGUCCGCCCGAGGCGCCCCGAAUACCUCGGCCCGGCUGUACUGGCGGCCGCCGCCAUGAAGCGGGACCGGCUCGGCCGCUUCCUGUCGCCGGGGGCGGCGCGGCCGCGCGGGGCCUCGGGCGGCGGCCUUGGCGGCCGAACCCGGGGCCGACCCUCGCGCAGCAGCGCACCAGGCGUGGACAGGGCGGCGGCCUUGGCGGCGGCGCGUCUCAGCUGGGCCCCGGCUCGGGCCUGCGCGGACGCGGGCGAAGACGGAGCGGACGAGGCAGGAACAGGCCGGGCUCUUGCCAUGGGGCAUUGUCGCCUCUGCCACGGGAAGUUCUCCUCACGGAGUCUCCGAAGCAUCUCUGACAGGGCACCUGGGGAGAGCUCUGAGAGACCGUCCCCAGGGGAGCGUGUCUUCAUCAGGGACUUCCAGCGUCUGCUGGGUGUGGCUGUGCACCAGGACCCAGCCUUGUCUCAGUUUAUCUGCAAGAACUGCCACACCCAGUUCUACCAGUGCCACAGCCUCCUCAGGUCCUUUCUGCAGAGAGUCAACGCCACCCCGACAGGUCAUCGGAAACCUUGUGCAAAGGUUGGUGCUCAGCCCCCCACAGUGGCAGAGGAAGGAGCUCGUCUGGUGGAUCUGAUCACCUCGAGCCCCCGGUGCCUGCACGGCUUGGUGGGGUGGGUGCACGGACAUGCGGCCAGCUGCAGGGCCCUGCCCAGCCUUCAGAGGACACUGUCCUCCGAGUACUGCGGCAUCAUCCAGGCUGUGUGGUGCUGCGAUCAGGGCCACGACUACACCAUGGACACCGACUCCCGCUGCAGAACCCUCUUGCUGGACAGUGCACUGGCAGUCAAGUGGGCCUGGGACCAGGAGACAGCCCCACGGCUCACCCAGAACCAGGCAUCCAGCCCCCCUGGGGUUGCCCUUCAGCUCUCCCAGGGCAGAGGGACCACAGUUGGGUCUGAGACCAAGAUGCCGCCCAGCAUGGAUACAUCCUCACCUCCCUCAGAUGGCAGCCCUGUGGGGCCUGGGCCAGGCCCCCCACCACAGCCCAGCUUUCCCCCCUGCGAGGCCCCAGGGCAAUUGGGUGAGAAGCAGGUUCCGUCUUCAGCCUCGGAUGAUCGGGUAAAAGACGAGUUCAGUGACCUUUCUGAGGGAGACUUCCUGAGUGAGGAUGAAAAUGACAAGCAGCAGAGUACACAGUCCUCCGACGAGUCCUUUGAGCCUUACCCAGAGAAGAAGGUCUCUGGUAAGAAGAGUGAAAGCAAAGAGGCCAAGAAGGCUGAAGAACCAAAACCUCGAAAGAAGCCGGGACCCAAGCCUGGGUGGAAACAGCAGCUCCGCUGCGAGAGGGAGGAGCUGCCCACCAUCUACAAGUGUCCUUACCAGGGCUGCACAGCCGUGUACCGUGGGGCUGACGGGAUGAAGAAGCACAUCAAGGAGCAUCAUGAGGAGGUCCGAGAGAGGCCCUGCCCCCACCCCGGCUGCAACAAGGUGUUCAUGAUCGACCGCUAUCUGCAGCGCCACGUGAAGCUCAUUCACACAGAGGUACGCAACUACAUCUGUGAUGAAUGCGGACAGACCUUCAAGCAGAGGAAGCACCUUCUUGUCCACCAGAUGCGCCAUUCAGGAGCCAAGCCUUUGCAGAGAGGAGAGCAGUGACUGAGAGGAGAGUCGGCCUACCUCAGGCAGAAGAGCGAGGACUCCUUGGUGUGGCACGUCAGGAGGCUGUCGAGGAACCUGGGGACAGGAAGGCUGCUGGCCGGGGCAAGAGGGCCUGGCUCCACCUCCGGGAGUGCAGACCCAGGCUCACCCAGGUGGACAACCAGGACAGCCAAGCCCAGCACAUGUGAGGCACUCAAGCGUGGGCCCUGAAAAGAGGGACAAGUGGCAGAGCUGGUGACAGCCCCCCAGCCAGAAGGCUCCUGUGCUUGGAGGACUAGCCAGGCUGCCCAGCCCUUGGAGCAGCCCCCGUGUGGCCUGCAUGAAGGGGGAGCCUACCUGGUGGUGGAGCAGCUGGCAGAGGCGGGUAAGGACUGCAGGGAGCAGCGUAGGUCCACACAGGGUCCUCACAAAGAAGGCUGCCCAGGGACCCUGCCUGUAGAUAACAGAGGUGAGGCCCUGGCCCCACACACCACUCCCACAGCUGAUCCAGGUGCAGAGGCCUACAAAGGGCCAGGUCAUUCCUCCAAACAGGGACCAAGGACAACAAGACUUCUACAAAUCCCCACGUUUUGGAAGUCGGCCUGGACACCUGCUCCUGGAAGUUGAGCUCACUCUGGCCUGGCCUGCUAUCUUGAUGCCCCAGGACAGCCCAGGAUCACCCAGUCAAACUCCUGAGCCCUUACCUCUCUGGAGGGGCAGAGCUGGAGGCCACCAUCAGGCUCUGACAGAAAGCUGAGAGCAGGAGGUCCACCACCUGGGAGGGACAUGGCCACCAACGGCUGUAGCUCCCACCACUAGCAACGGGAAGCAGCCUGUGCAAGCAUGGGGAGAUGGCAGGGCAGCUGGUCCCGGGACCCCCACCCCUGCCGAUUCCAGGACUCGUCCAGGACUUGGAAAUCAAUGCUGAGCAGCCGAAAAGGGUGAGUAGAGACUCAGGCCUGGGGCUGCAGAAGGUGUCUGCAGCCAGGACGCACACAAACGGGCUGGCUGGCCUGGGCAGGGAGGGCCCAGGUCUUUGAAGCCUGACCCAGCUCCUGACAUAACCUACGAAGCGGCUGGUGCCACAGCCUGCACCCACCAGCUGCUCCUGCUGCUGAAGUUCUGGAGCAAGGACGUUGAGCUGAAUCCUCCCUCUGCCACGGGGGCUGUCAUCCUCACCAUGCCCCAAGGCCGCGCUCAGUCGUUCAGAAACCACGGCCAUCUGAGCAGAUAUGACUGCAGGUAGAGAAACCACUCAGGGAAGACAGGACACGGGGUAGACCAGUGCUCAGGGGCUGACAUGGCCUCGCAGAAAGCUAAAAAGCCUCGGCCACCAGCUGGCUCCCACACCCCAGCCAGGCAGUGGCAAAGCUCAUUCUCAUUGGGGGAGGCAGUGAUCAGACCACGGACACACGGGGACCUAUGCCUCGUGACACUGAGCACAUGUGGUGUGGACAUGCUGGGCCUCUUCCACUGCUCCUUCUUCGGGGAUCAGCCUUUGGCUUCUGAAACCCCAGCCCAACCCUCCCACACGGCACUGGACAGCCGGGGCGAGACGAAGGCCGACCACCCCACUCAAGCAUGCAAACCUGUGGCUCAGGAAGCAGCUGAGCUGACCUUUUCAGGUUCUGGCUUAAGAGCAGAACUCUUCACAGUGCCCUCCAAGGGCCACGUCCUGGCCAGGCCUGGCAGCACAGGCCUGUGGUGCUACCACUGGGGAGACUGAGGCAGGAGCAUCACUAGAGCCCAGGUGUUUGAGUCUAGCAAGCCCAGCCUCAAAAAAACACAACAGGAGCACCCCAGGACCACGCGAGCACGGCUCUGAAAGGCUGUGUCUCCAGCCUGUGCAGGCGGCCUCAGGGAGGGGCUGCACCCCAGAGCUGCAGUGCUACGGGGCUGUUUGUGUGACAACUGAAACUGGUUACUCUGUGUGACGGUGGGCGUGGUUUGUUCCCAGGGUGGUGGCAUUGGUGGGUGUGGUGGGGUCCCAGGGGCAUCACCUCACAAGGCCUGCUGUGGUUCUCCAGGACACUACUGGGCCUCCCAGGAGGCUGAGAGACUGUCACAAAAGCACAGGCCUGAUCGUCCUGGUCUCUCUGGCCUCCUGCUUGCCUGUGCCCUUCUGCACAUACAGUCAAGCCUGGGACUGCCUGCCUCCAGAACUGUGAACUAAAUAUAUCUUAUUUCUUUAAAGAUUA